Molecule: messenger RNA, 1059 nt
Organism: Notothenia coriiceps (black rockcod)
Lineage: Eukaryota; Metazoa; Chordata; Actinopteri; Perciformes; Nototheniidae
Source: RefSeq, a predicted model, not a curated record
AUGGCUGAACGAGAUAUUUUCGUUAAGCUGCCGGAGUUUUGGGAGCAUGCCGCGGAGGCAUGGUUUGCACACGUGGAGGCUCACUUCGCUUGCAAGCAUCUCCACGACGAAGAGCUGAGAUAUUACCACGUGGUGGCUUCGCUGGGGGUUUCUACUUCAGCCAGCUUAGUGGGUUUCAUCGCAGCACCCCCACGCCUCGGCAAAUACGAGGCUAUCAAGGCUCUUCUCCUGAAGACAUUUGGUUUAUCGACGAGAGAAAGAGCCCGCCAAAUUAUGGACAUUCAGGGCCUCGGAGAUGGCAAGCCAUCUCAGUUAAUGGAGAAGAUGCUAAGCCUGCUAGGAGGGGAAGAUACCCAGAUUUUGUUCAUGGAGAUGUUUCUUCAACACUUACCUCCCCGGGUCCAGACGGCGUUGGCCAACACACCCAUCACGGAGCCCCGCGCGCUGGCCGGAGAAGCGGACCGGCAAGAAAGCAUGGCGGAGGCCGGACACGGCGGCGCCGAGUCGGCCAAGAGAUACCGUAUCAGCUGCCUUACGGACGGUAACUGGGUCGACAAGCUGCCCUGGGUAUUGUUGGGCCUGAGGACCGCGCCUAAGGAGGAUCUGCAGUGCUCCACGGCGGAGAUGGUUUACGGUCAACCCCUGAGAGUCCCAGGGGAAUUCCUACCCAAGGCAGCAGUUCCUUGGUCUCCUACGGCUCAACGGGUUUUCCUGCAAGAUGCGGCGGAGGCUUUCGUUCCGGUUCGCUCGGCUGGGCACGUUUUCAUCCGCCACGACGCGCACAGGGGCCCCCUACAGCCCCCUUACGAUGGGCCUUUCCGGGUUUUGGAGCAGGGGGACAAGCACCUGGUGGUCGACAUGGGUGGCAAGGCGGAGACCGUCUCGGUGGACCGGGUGAAGGCUGCUCAUUGGACUUGGAGCAGCCGGUGGUCUGACGGCUGGAACCCGUCCCUAGGCAGGCGCCCAGGUGGCAUCCGUAAUAGGGACACCAGCCACCUGCGGAAGAACCCCUCUCGGCGCUUGUACCCGCGUUUGUCGCCACAGACUAUUGUCUCCUAG